UUAGAAUUUUGUGCCCGCUAGAGGCCGGGAAAGUGUGCUGACAGCCAUCUUUAUUAGGGGCAGACGCCGCGGCUACGGAGAGCGAGUGAGGCCAGGAAACUUUCGACUGCAAGCUGGUGAGUCCAGGCGCCCGCGGGUGUGGAGCGCCACGGGAUGCGGGGAGGUGUCGGGCGUUAGGUUCGUUUGGGACCCGCCCUGCCAUGGCCUGGGCACCCCGAUCCGGUGGCCUUCUGCCUCCUCUCUCUAACGAACCCCCGUCGUGGGCGCAUCCCGUGGGCGCUGGGAAUGAGCGGGGCGAGGGGAGUCGCGGAGGGCCUGGGCUGCUCGCUGCGGGGGGCGUCCCGCGCCGGGACUCCGACAGACAGCCCUGGGAGCCCGCAUCGGCCAGCGCCCCGAUGCCCUUCGCUCUGCAGCGGCUCCGGGCCACGUUGCUCCGUCUGCACCGCGAGCGGGAGCAGCUCCUGCGGGCCCGGGACUGCGCCCGCCACCUGCAAGCGGUCGUGCGGCUGCUCCGCUCCAGCCCGUCAGCUAGUGCCCUCUCCCUGCAACAGCUGCACGGCGACUUGCAGCUGUGCCCUUCGCGUGGGGCGGCUCUGCGUCUCGGCCUCCCGGGCUCCAGCGAGACACUUCUCCUGGCUCGCCCCGUCGGGCUAGCAGCCCAGCGCCUGGAUGCUGCCAUCGAGAUGCAGCUUCGCGCCCUAGGCAGGGCACCCGCCAGCCUGGGCCUGACGUCCCAGCUAGCUGAACUGUUGCUGGUCCUUCCCUUCUACCACACGCUACAGAGACAAGUCGUGAGCAGCGUUCCUGGGGCCGCGCGCCCAUUCCCGGCGACCCGUGUGCUCCAUCUCCUGGGUGCUGAGCGGGGUUGUCAGGUAGCACAUAGACUGGCUGAGGCCCUUGGCGGAUCGAAUUUACAAGACCAACUCCGUCGGCAGUGCGACGAGGAACGAGAGCUGCUGCCGGGGCUGCUCGGUCUAAUAGGGGGCGUGGCUAGCACCGACAGCAGUGGACUGAGGCUCGGAGGGCCUGGAGCCCUGUGGAGCCAGUAUUGGACCUUGCUGUGGGCAGCCUGUGCUCAGAGUCUGGAACUAAGCGUGGGACCCUGGGGGGACCCUAGAGCAGUGGCCCAACAGCUGAGUCAGGCACUGUGUCAAGCACCCCUGCUUCAGGAGUGUGAGAAGGAGCUGUUGUCUCUGUGUCACAGCCUGCAUCAUCGGUCUCUUGUCUGGAGCUGGGACCAAGGUAAGGAGAGAGGGAUAUUGGGGUGGCCCAGGAGUCAGUUUGCUCCCCACUUCAGACUAUAUUCUGUCAUUCCAGGGUUCUGCCAGGCCUUGGGAUCAUCCCUGGCGGGUCAAAGCGGCUCUGUUUCACCAUCUCAGACUGCUGAACUGUUGCAGCAGCUUUUCCCUCCACUCUUGGACAUCCUUCGAGAGCCUAAGUCAGAACUUAGCCUGUGUCUGCCUCCAGGUCCUGCACCUGUCGCUCUGGGGCUCUGUACCCUGCAGACAACCUUGAUCUGGUUCUUGGGCAGAGCUCAGCAUCACCUGGCAGCCUGGGCCCCUGGUUCCUUCCUGCUCCUGAUCCAAAAGGAUUUGCCUCCUCUACUGCGUGCAGUGGAAGAGCUGUCCAGCCUGGCCUCAGAGGCAACCUUAACCCUGGAGGUGGAGCAGCAGCUGGGCCUAGAGAUCCAGAAGCUAACUGCAAAGAUGAAGCUCCUGCCCGAAGAGUCACUGAGUCUCUUUUUCCAAGAAUGCCAUAAACAAGCCACACAGGGCUUCAAGAUCCACAUGCCAAGGGGUCGAUACUGGAGGCUUCGACUGUGCCCUGAACAUCCCAGUGCUCCUAGUGAGUAUGCAGGGAUGGUGGUCUGCACUGUGCUGGAGCCUGUGUUGCAAGGACUGCAGGGAUUGCCACCCGAAGCCCAAGCCCCUGCCCUCAGCCAGGCACUAACAGCCAUACUGGGUGCCUGGCUUGACCACAUCCUCACCCAUGGGAUCCGGUUCAGUCUGCAGGGGGCGCUGCAGCUCAAACAAGACUUCGGAGUGGUCCGGGAGGUUCUGGACCAGGAGCAGUGGGGCCUGUCCCGGGAGCUUCGCCAGACUCUGCUCUCACUCAGCGUCUUCCAGCGGCUAGAUGGGGCCCUGCUGUGUCUACUACAGCAGCCCCUGCCCAAGAAUCCAGGCCACAGAAGACCUUCCUGUUGCUGUUUUUGUAAUGAAGUCCAGACCACUGAACUGCCCACCAGCAACCUCAACAGUCUGGAGAACUUGGCACCUCCUCUACGGCCUGGAGUCUCCCCAGCCCAGAACAUGCACCUGCUAAGCACCCUAGGAGGAGGAGGACCCAGUCCUGAGGCUUACCUGGCUGGAAACCAGCAGGCCUGGCUUGCCCUAAGGCUGCACCCGCACCCUCGGUGGCACCUAUCCUUUCUUUCCUGCCUGGGAACAAGCCCUGAGCCCUAGAUUGCCUACGACCAGGAGUUCCAAAUCGUGGGCAGUUAAGCUCCAGUCGAGGAACUGUGUGUUAGGCUUAAAACCGGGAUCUUGGGAAGACACGUAUAUAAACUACACAGUCUGGAAUUGAA
This is a messenger RNA of Arvicola amphibius (Eurasian water vole), 2584 nucleotides long. RefSeq names its product coiled-coil domain containing 142 (gene Ccdc142). The transcript has 8 exons. Lineage: Eukaryota; Metazoa; Chordata; Mammalia; Rodentia; Cricetidae. The record is from RefSeq and is a predicted model, not a curated record. Bases 201 to 2462 code for a protein of 753 amino acids.